Molecule: messenger RNA, 630 nt
Organism: Prorocentrum cordatum
Lineage: Eukaryota; Dinophyceae; Prorocentrales; Prorocentraceae
Source: the annotation of a GenBank genome assembly
AUGCGGCUGCAGGUUCGCCUCGCGCGCGCGCUGCGGCGCGUCACCUGUGGCCCGGGCGGCACCGAGGUGUUGUGCGAGGCGGGCGACCGCUCCCCGGAGGGGAAUCGCCUCAUACUGAUCGACCAGGGCGUCGUGGAGGCCUCCGUUCCCGGCGCCGGCGGCGCCCCGGUGGUCGUCGGGCAGUUCGGGCCCGGCGCCGUGCUCGGCGGCCUCCGCGCCCUCGGGCUCACCUCGUGCCACGUGCUGACCGUGCGGCACGCGCCCGCCGACGCCGGCGACGGCCUUGUCCUCUUCGAGGUGAGCGGCGCGGAGGUGGCGGAGAUGUGGGCUAGCUUCGGGCCGGAGCUGGAGGUGCUCCGUCGGCGCGUGCUGUCCGACACGCGCCGCGCGGUGAUGCCCUGCAUCGUCAGGACUAUACGUUCCGGGGAGUUCUUCCGGCGGUACGAUCUGGACCUGGUGAGACUUUGGGUCAAGCAGAUGGACCUGCGGAUCUUUCGGCCAGGCGACCUGAUCUUCAAGGAGAAGAGGCAGAGCGACGCGAUGGCUGUGCUCUUCAGCGGCACGAUGGACAUCUCCGUGCAGGGUACCCUGAUCGCUUCCUACAGCGCCUGCGGCACCACCGUCGGCGAG